Molecule: messenger RNA, 1275 nt
Organism: Argiope bruennichi
Lineage: Eukaryota; Metazoa; Arthropoda; Arachnida; Araneae; Araneidae
Exons: 1
Coding region: 1-1275 (424 amino acids)
Biological process (GO): DNA replication, removal of RNA primer
Molecular function (GO): nucleic acid binding; RNA-DNA hybrid ribonuclease activity
Source: RefSeq, a predicted model, not a curated record
AUGAUAUAUGGUUCUGCACGCCCUUCUGUUUUGCGCAGGCUUGAUACGGUGCAUCAUUCUGUCCUGAGAAUUUGCUCUGGUGCUUUCCGCACAUCACCUGUAGAAAGCUUAUAUGUCAUCUGCAAUCAAAUGCCUCUAGAUCUGCGACGUCGGAAAUUAAUUGCACAAUAUUAUUUCCGAGUGCAGUCGAUUCCGAAACACCCUGUUAGGCAGUUGUCUCUACCAGUUGGUCUUCGUAGACUAUACGAUGCACGCCAGUCUCACAUUCUUCCCUAUUGUGAGAGAGUAAAAAUUCUGCUGAUUGAUUCGGGACUCCAUGAGACUACAAUUCAACCUAUUAAUUACUUUUCUUUCCCACCUUGGGAUACUCCAAAUUUCUCAUUCUUGAACCCGUUUACGGGAUUUGACAAAUCCACAACAGCACCUAUUAUCUUUCAGAAGCUCUUUCAAGAUCAUCGCAGCCAGUAUUAUUCGUACACAGAAGUAUUCACUGAUGGGUCAAAAUCUAAUAGUCAUGUCGGUAGUGGUGUUGUUUUACCUACUCAGACAUAUAGCUACAGUUUGCCCACAUCAUUCUCUGUUUUGACUGCUGAAUUGGUUGCAAUAACACAUGCCCUUGAAGUGAUUUCAACUUCUUGUACACGCACCUUUUGCAUCUACACUGACAGCAAGAGUGCUUUGGAAUCUCUUUCCAAUUUCAGUUAUUUAAUGCAUCCGGUUGCUUUGGAAAUCCUGGUUUUUCUUCAAUCCCUUGAAAACAAAGGGUUCGAAAUUCUAUUCUGCUGGGUUCCGAGCCAUGUCGGAAUACCUGGAAAUGAAAUGGCAGAUGCUGCAGCAAAAUCCUCAAGCACUUUUCAUGAGCGAGCGCUUCCGCAUGGCGAUGCAAAGACAUGUUUUGCUCGGCACGUUCACAUGUUGUGGCAACGAUCUUGGGAUCAGCAGAUUUCUAAUAAGCUGCAUUCUCUCCAACCAAUGAUUUGCUUAUGGCCUACCAUUCCAGUGCGUGGGCUUGAUGUAAAAUUGGUUCGGCUCCGCAUUGGUCAUACACGAUUCAGCCAUAAACACCUUUUAUUUGGUGAACCAUGUCCAAAAUGCACGACAUGCCAUACAGUUUUAAGUGUACGUCAUGUUUUAAUCGAUUGUCCUGCUUUUAAUAAUCAACGGUUACGAUUUUUUAAUACAGUGUCUAUAGACAUUCUUGAACUACUGGGUGAGAAACCUCACUCUAACAUUUUUAAAUUUCUGCAGACCAUUGGUUUGAUGCAUUUUAUUUAA